UUCCUUGAAGGAUGAUCCUGAACCCUUGUCCUCCAGGAGUUGUGCAAGAUCUGAGAGCAGAGGGUGACGUGGAGGUGUGUCAGGUCCAGUUCUCAGCCCUGGCAGCCAGAGGAGCUGUAGGUCACUUUCCUGGCAGCAUAGCAGAUGUGGAGAUUGGCAGUAAGAGAAGACAGCAGGCUGCCCAAGGGCCCCACAAUAGGUCGGUGGGCCAGCCACGGCUAGUAGGCCUAGGUCUCCUGGAGACCAUCCAUCUCAAAGCUGCUGCUGCUGUACAGACACAUUCUCUCUUCAAGGGCUAGACACAACUUAAGCUUGGGCAUCCCAGCUCUUGGCCAGCAGCAGCCAUGAACUAUGUGGGGCAGUUGGCAGAGACGGUGUUUGGAACAGUUAAGGAACUAUACAGGGGCCUAAACCCUGCCACGCUGAGUGGCGGCAUCGAUGUGCUGGUGGUGAGACAGACGGAUGGCUCCUUCCGGUGCUCGCCCUUCCACGUGCGAUUCGGCAAGCUGGGUGUCCUGCGGUCACGGGAGAAGGUGGUAGACAUUGAAAUCAAUGGAGAGCCUGUGGACUUGCACAUGAAGCUGGGGGACAGUGGCGAGGCCUUCUUUGUCCAGGAGCUGGACAGUGAUGAGGAAGACGUGCCUCCUCGCCUGUGCACCUCGCCUAUCCCAUGGGGAGGUCUGUCGGGCUUUCCCUCAGAUUCCCAGCUGGGCACAGCCAGUGAGCCUGAGGGCCUUGUCAUCACUGGGCGGAGAAAGAGGAGGCGUAGGAGGAAACCCAGGCGCAGGGAGGGCGCUGUGGACUCCAGUUCUGAGGAGUUGGAGGCAGAUGCCGAGAGUGAGCUGUCCUUGCAGGAAAAGCCAACACCAGAGUCCCCAAGCAGUGCUCAGGAGGAAGAGUCCUCAUUGCAGCCUAAGGACAUCUACCCUUAUUCUGAUGGCGAAUGUACCCAGCAGGCCAGCCUUUCAACAGGUGACCUAAUGUCCCCUAAGAGUGACUCUGAGCUGGAGCUGCGGUCCUUGGAGCCCAGUCCCCUGAGAGCUGAGUCUCACAUGCAGUGGUCCUGGGGAAGACUGCCUAAGGUGGCGAAAGCUGAGCGGCUUGAGUUGUCUAUGGUCCUUGACAGUGUGGCCGAGGCAAUCUCUGCUCUUCCUGAAGAACCGGAACCUAACACUCCAUCUUCCCCCUCUGUGGCUGGUGUGGACACUUUGAGACCCCCAGUGCUUCAGCCUAGGGUCAGCACUGAAACAGUGCAACCUGAUGUGGCGACACACUAUGAGGAAACUCUAGUGGAUUCUCCCCUUGCCACCGCAGAGAGUAAGGAAACCAAGACUCAGAAUUCUAGGGGUGCGAGCCACCCUCCUGCCACUAAAUCCUGGAGCUGGAGCUCUCUGGAGAGCCAUAUUCCCUCUGGACAUCCUGAAGUCUCCAAGGGAAAAGGUCCCCUGAAGAGAAACCACCAUCUGGGCCCCAGUGACAUCUACCUGGAUGACCUCUCCUCCCUGGACUCUGAGAAUGCAGCCCUUUAUUUCCCCCAGAGCGACUGUGGGAUGGGGAUCAGGAGGUGGAGUGAGCCCAGCCACCAGAAGCUCCUGGAGAACCCCAACCCUGAGCAUAUAGCAGAACCCACUCUGGACCCAGUGGACAAAAUAGAACUGUCCCUCUGUGGUGGACUGGCCGACACUCGAGACAUCUCCCUGGAGAAGUUCAACCAGCACAUGGUCUCCUAUGAGGACCUCAUAAAAAAUCCCGGGCUCCUGGAUGACCCAAACCUCGUGGUGAAAAUCAAUGAGAAGCAUUAUAACUGGGCUGUAGCUGCCCCCAUGAUUCUUUCUCUGCAAGCCUUCCAGAAGAACUUACCUGAGAGCACUGUGGACAAGCUUGAGAAGGAGAAGAUGCCCCGGAAGGGUGGACGAUGGUGGUUUUCCUGGAGACGCAGGGACUUUCCAGCUGAGGAGCACCAUGCCCAGAGGGAGAAAACCACAGCCAGGGAGCAGCAGGGAGAGAAGAUGGAAGUCCCAAGCAGUGAUGAUGACGCUCCAGAUAGUCCUGUGAUCCUUGAAGUCCCCACACUGCCAGCCUCCACUCCAGGCUGCAUCCCUACCUACAAGAAAUCCCUUCGUCUAUCUUCUGAUCAGAUUCGGUGUCUGAACCUGCAUGAAGGAGCUAACGAUGUGGUUUUCAGUGUGACUACCCAGUACCAAGGCACCUGCCGUUGCAAAGCCACCAUCUACCUGUGGAACUGGGAUGACAAGGUUGUCAUCUCUGACAUAGAUGGCACCAUCACCAAGUCGGAUGCUCUGGGCCACAUUCUCCCCCAGCUGGGGAAAGACUGGACACAUCAGGGCAUUACUAGUCUCUACCACAAAAUCCAUCUAAAUGGGUACAAGUUCCUGUACUGCUCAGCACGGGCCAUCGGCAUGGCUGACCUCACCAAGGGAUACUUGCAGUGGGUGAGCGAGCAUGGCUGUGGCCUUCCCAAGGGCCCCAUCCUGUUGUCUCCCAGCAGCCUCUUCUCUGCCCUCCACAGAGAGGUGAUUGAGAAAAAACCAGAAGUGUUCAAGGUUGCCUGCCUGAGUGACAUCCAGCAGCUCUUUCUGCCCCAAGGUCGACCUUUCUAUGCUGCCUUUGGGAACAGGCCAAAUGAUGUUUUUGCCUACCGGCAAGUGGGCCUACCUGAAUCUCGAAUCUUUACGGUCAACCCCCGGGGAGACCUCGUUCAGGAGCUCAUAAAGAACCACAAAUCCACGUACCAGCGGCUCGGGGAGGUGGUUGAGCUUCUCUUCCCACCUGUGGUGCGUGGCCCUAGCACAGACCUGGCCAACCCUGAAUACAGCAACUUCUGCUAUUGGCGGGAGCCACUGCCAUACGUGGACUUCGAUGCCCUAGUAUGAGCCUACCUAGGCCUGACCCAGGACUGAUGCGGUGCUAAGGACACUAAGUAUUAGAAGAUGAGUCCCAGUCCAACAAGGGGGCAGCAAGUUGGUUGGCAGCCAGAGAGCCUUGAAAACAAGUGCUGUAUCUUCCAUGAGAUUACUCAGUACCAGGGCACCUGACACUACAAGGCCAUUUACUUGAAGAUAUGGAAUAGCGAAGCAAUCGUCUCUGGCACAGAUGGCUGUGGGGAGCAUGGAGAUUAUCUAGGGACUAUGGGUGUGCCCAGGACCUGCCUUCCUACUGGGUACCUCCAACAA
Molecule: messenger RNA, 3194 nt
Organism: Phodopus roborovskii (desert hamster)
Lineage: Eukaryota; Metazoa; Chordata; Mammalia; Rodentia; Cricetidae
Gene: Lpin3
Product: lipin 3
Exons: 20
Coding region: 345-2894 (849 amino acids)
Biological process (GO): fatty acid catabolic process; positive regulation of transcription by RNA polymerase II; cellular response to insulin stimulus
Cellular component (GO): nucleus
Molecular function (GO): phosphatidate phosphatase activity; transcription coactivator activity
Source: RefSeq, a predicted model, not a curated record